AUGGCUAGAUCGGGGGAUUCCAUUCACUUCUCAGACAGAAGACACAGACGACGUUUACAACUGAGACAAAAGCUCAUGGAACAAGAGAUCUUGGAACUCAAAAACUACCUUCCUGAGUGGACUGCCGCAAAACAGCACGAGAAACCAGGAAUAUUCACAGCCAUAGCUCGAGCGGCAAGGUUGUUUGCUCCGAAGCUUGACCAUGGACAAUGGAAAAAGAGGAAGCAGAUCUAUAAAACCUGGUUGUUCAACAACAAGAAAAAGAAGGAAACGAAGGACAUGAUAAAGUAUGGGAGGAAAUGGACCCCUAGGAUGGUGGUCUAUCAGCAGAACAGAGAUGAUGUGCUCAAGAGGAUCGAGGCGGAAUACGGGGCGAAGCCAGGAGCUCCGGAUAUGUUCAAGUAUUACCAGGCAACCAUCCGGAAGGUGAUGGAAGAAUUGUCUGAUGAAGAGUUGGAGAAGGCGAAAGAAACAGCCGACGAAUGGUCCAACAACAUUCCUCCUCCCGAGAUCCAAGUGCAAGUCGCCAGUAAGAAGGGACCCGCAUACAUGGAGCACUUCUCCAAUGAGAUGUGGAGACAAUGCAGGAUGAGAGUGUUUGUAUUGUCUGCCUGGAAGAAUGAGCAGGGCAAAGUGCUAUUUGGAAUGCACGAUGAUAAUGAGGCAUUGGGAGACGGGGACAGCUUCAUGAAGACAAAGGACUGGGAGGAUAUCGAACCAAUUUGGCAGGAGUAUGCACAAGCACAGUUCGGUGCCAAGGCAAGGGAUGGCGAAUGA
Messenger RNA from Suillus paluster, 777 nucleotides. RefSeq lists its product as uncharacterized. Bases 1 to 777 code for a protein of 258 amino acids. Lineage: Eukaryota; Fungi; Basidiomycota; Agaricomycetes; Boletales; Suillaceae. The transcript has 4 exons. The record is from RefSeq and is a predicted model, not a curated record.